Messenger RNA from Sugiyamaella lignohabitans, 1752 nucleotides. It is a transcript of the gene FMP40, whose product is annotated as Fmp40p. Bases 1 to 1752 code for a protein of 583 amino acids. The record is from RefSeq and is a predicted model, not a curated record. The transcript has a single exon. NCBI's taxonomy places the organism in Eukaryota, Fungi, Ascomycota, Dipodascomycetes, Dipodascales, Trichomonascaceae.
AUGACGACUUUUCAGAAGCUAACAAAAACAUCGACAUUCACACAAUUCCUAACUCCAGAUGCCAAAGUUCCUACUAUAGAAGCAGCCAAGUCGGCAGGAGCCGAACUUAUCCGCACAGCCAGAAUGGUCGAAGGAAGUUUCACAUGGCUUGUACCGGGUAUUUUGGAAGGAAAAGAAAAUCCAAAAUAUGAGGUAGUGGCAGUUUCACCUUCUGCGAUGAAGGAUUUAGGUCUUCAGGAAGGAGAAGAAACCACCGAGUUGUUCAAAGAAACCGUUUCAGGCUACAGCAGUCGAGUGGACGCUAUUGGCGUUUAUCCAUGGGCCCAGGCUUAUGCAGGAUGGCAAUUCGGACAAUGGGCAGGUCAAUUAGGAGAUGGAAGAGCAGUCAGCCUUUUUGAAGGAACUAAUAAAACUACUGGAAAGCGAUAUGAACUGCAAUUGAAGGGUGGAGGCCUAACUCCCUAUUCGCGGUUUGCCGACGGAAAGGCAGUUCUCAGAUCUAGUAUUCGUGAAGCACUUGGAUCAGAAGCAGUCAAUGCACUUGGAAUUCCCACGACCCGUGCUCUGUCAUUAGUUAAUUUACCUGAAACAAUGGCCGUGCGUGAGUCUUUGGAAAGUUGUGCUGUAGUGUGUAGAAUGGCGGAGACAUGGGUGAGAAUUGGUACUUUUGACCUUCACCGGGCACGAGGAGCAAGAAAGGAGAUGAGAAAAUUAGCCGACUACUGUAUUGAACAUGUAUUUGGUUAUGAACCUAAUAAUAGUGGCAGAAAGGUAAUUGAUGCUGCAUCGAAGACGAGGUACCAAGAUCUGUAUACAGAGAUUGUCAAGAGAAAUGCCAACACGACAGCGUUAUGGCAAGCGUACGGAUUUUUAAAUGGUGUUCUCAAUACUGAUAAUACGUCUAUAUUUGGACUAACUUUAGACUAUGGUCCAUUUGCUUUCAUGGAUACAUUUGACCCAAGUUAUACCCCUAAUCAUGAUGACGGUAUGCUAAGAUAUUCCUAUAGAAACACCCCCAGUGUCAUUUUGUGGAAUUUAGUAAGGCUUGGAGAAGACUUGGGUGAGCUACUUGGGGCUGCGCCAGAUUUCGUUGAUGACACUGAGUUUAUUGAAAAGGGACUCAAUUCAGAGCAGAUAGAAGGUGUUAAAGAUAGAGCGGAGACGUUUAUAAUGGAGUCUCAAAAGGUAUUCGAAACAGAGUUUCUCAAGUCAUUCAAUAAGACCAUGGGUAAGAGACUUGGAUUGCAAACUUUUGAAGAGGAAGAUCAUGAUAAAAUCUUGACGCCGUUAUUGGACAUGCUUCAAGCAUGUGAACUGGACUUUAACCAGUUUUUCCGAAAAUUGAGUGAUUUAGAACUUUUUGCAGAAACAUCCUCACUUGAUGUAGAACAUUUUUUCCCUCAAAUCAGAGGAUUUGCUCCAAUGUAUUCUCUGGAAGAGGCUAAAGACAAGCUUUUGAACUGGAUCAACACAGUUUACAAACCAAGGUUGGAGAAAGAGGGCUCGAAGUCAGAUGAAGAACGACGAGAGCGUAUGCGCAAAGUGAACCCCAAAUUUAUUUUGAAAGGAUGGAUUCUGGACGAAGUCAUCCAAAAAGCCCGCCAAAAUGAUUUCACCUUAUACCACCAAGUGCAGAAAAUGGCCCUCUCUCCCUUUAACGAAACAUGGGGACUUCCAGAAGAACUUGAGAACCGUCUGACUGGAGAUGUACCACGAUCCGAAAGAGACAGUCAGUGUUCCUGCAGCAGUUAA